GAGCCAGGUCCACCCGCGGACACCUCCACUCCACCGCCUCUGCACCGCUCCUCAGGGAAUCAGCCGCUAAUCUGUUCCCACAACAGACACAAGGAGGGAGAACAGGAGAUGAGGAGGAGGGAAGAUUAACUAACCACUGCUAUUUACCUCUCUAAUCCUCUGCAUUUUGGGAUCUUGUGUAACUGAUAGGAGUCUACGGCAACGUCAGAGCCAAGAUGGGGCGGAAGGAGAUCAUCUGCAGUUGGAAGAAAAGCACCAGUAACAUCAAGGAUGUGUUUGACUUCAAUGGGAAAAUGGGAUCGGGGUCUUUUUCAGAGGUCUUUAUGGUGAGAGAGAAGUCUACAGGAAAACUGUAUGCCCUGAAAUGUCUGAAGAAAAAACACCUUGCUCAUAGCAACCUGGAAAAUGAAAUCAAUGUGCUGAGAAGGAUAAAGCACGAGAAUGUGGUGGGACUGGAGGAUUUCUAUGAGAGUCGAACACACUAUUACCUGGUCAUGCAACUGGUGUCAGGUGGGGAGCUGUUUGAUCGCAUUUUAGACAAGGGGGUUUACACCGAGAAGGAUGCCAGCACAGUGAUCAAACAGGUGCUGCAGGCCGUCAGCUACCUGCACGAAAACAGCAUCGUACACAGGGACCUUAAGCCUGAGAACCUGCUUUACUACAGCACAGAUGAGAAUGCUAAGAUCAUGGUCAGUGACUUUGGUCUGUCUAAGACGUUGGAACACGGUGUCAUGUCCACAGCCUGUGGUACACCAGGAUAUGUUGCCCCUGAGGUUCUGGCCCAGAAACCCUACAACAAAGCAGUGGACUGCUGGUCCAUUGGAGUCAUCACUUACAUCCUGCUCUGCGGCUACCCUCCGUUCUUUGAAGACAACGAGACUCGUCUGUUUUCAAAGAUCAUGAGAGCUGAGUACUCUUUUCAUUCACCCUUCUGGGACGACAUCUCUGAGUCAGCCAAAGACUUCAUCAGGAAUAUGAUGGAGAAAAACCCCACAAAACGCUUCCUUACAGAACAGGCACUCAGACACCCCUGGAUUGCUGGAAACACAGCUAAAGGCCUCGACAUUUAUCAGUCAGUCAGUGAACAGAUGGAGAGAAACUUUGCCAAAUCCAAAUGGAAGCAAGCCUUCAACGCAGCCACAGUAAUCCACCACAUGAAGAAACUGCAGUUGUCCCAGAGGGAGCCCACCCCCUCUCCCCUUUCUAUGCCCCAUAUUUUAGUAAAUUCCUCCUCCCAGAAUGACCUGGAGACCCUGGAACCCAGCCACGAUAAGGCUAAUGUCCUCGACCCAAACGGGAAUCACAUCCAUGCUGCCAGUCAUCUUUCCUGCAGUAAUAAAGGUGUUUUUCCACCAAUGAGAGCCAGUCACAGUGAGCCUGGCAAUGCCCUCGCCGUCAAUGAGACAGGAGAAGUCAAUAACUUCCAUUCAGAGAUCGAUGCUCCUUUCAGGCCAUCCAAGAGUAUGGAUGCUGUGGCUCAGAGGAAGGAGCAGCCACUUCAGUCCGGUGUGUGUUCUGUCAUGUGAAUGGCUGGCUAACCCAAGAUAAAUAUCAUGCAGUUGAUGGCACUCAGUGGCAUCCAUCUUGGUAUGAAGGCACUGAUACGUCUACUGCUCAGCUUUUUCAUGCCUGGUGUGGUUCUCUGCUGCGGAAAACGCGUUCCAUCGACAGUCAUACAGUGACUACACUGUGAAAGAAACUAGUAAACAUGGAAUGACUGUCUAUAUGCAGCGAACGCCACAUUAAACAGACAGAAACAGGAAUUCCUAAUUUAGAAUUCAUACAAAACUCUGUAACGUUGAUGACAUGCAUUUCCUCAAAACUAUUAUUAUCUAUUGUAUAUUACUGUCAGAAUGUUAUUAAAUAUCAUCAAUUGAAAAUGUAUUUAUUUUGAAUAGUUUAGCUGACACUUGCAAUGUGAAAGCUGAGUUUUUUUAGACUGAACUGGCUGUACUUGGCUUAUACGUUUUUAUAAAACUGAGCUAUUUCAGGCUCUGAUACUUCAGGGUCAAGUCAUUUGUUUGCUCUGCAUAUCAAGAUACUUGAUUUACAUUAACAGUUGGUCACUUGAAAAAUCCGGGAAUUUACCUGUGUUUGUGUUUGUUUGGACAGUUUUCAACCUUGCAGGCAGAUUUUUGGACAUUAUUAUAUAUUUAUAUUUAUGAUGGAUUGCAUUGAGGGAUUAUAAAUCUGACUUCCACCUCACACAAGGGUGAUGGAGAAAAUUGUAUUUAUGAGAUUAAACUUUAUGCUGAGGUGGAGUCAUGGUCACACGGGAGCCCAGUGUUUGCUGUGUUUUCUUUGACAUGUACAUAAGCUGCUCUCUUGUUAAACAACUGAACUCAUUAAGUGCCACAAGCUGAUAUAAAGAUGCUGUCAACACUACUGAUGUCAUUUCUGAAUUCACAAAUGUAGUGACAAAAAUGUUUUUUCUUUUUGUAUCAUUUUCUCAAUAAAUAUGUAGUAACUAGA
Dicentrarchus labrax (European seabass) is the source of this 2472-nucleotide messenger RNA. RefSeq names its product calcium/calmodulin-dependent protein kinase type 1D-like. Gene Ontology annotation, molecular function: calcium/calmodulin-dependent protein kinase activity; ATP binding; calmodulin binding. Gene Ontology annotation, cellular component: intracellular anatomical structure. The transcript has 14 exons. The coding region runs from base 216 to 1526 and encodes 436 amino acids. Gene Ontology annotation, biological process: peptidyl-serine phosphorylation. The record is from RefSeq and is a predicted model, not a curated record. NCBI's taxonomy places the organism in Eukaryota, Metazoa, Chordata, Actinopteri, Moronidae.